CUCUGUCUGCUGCUAUUUUAUUCAACUUUGCUCAUUGCUGCUUCAGUUUCAGAAUUGGAGGGAGAGACGUAGAGAAGAGCAAAAGAGAAGCUUCUCAAUGGCUAUGGCGGUACAAUGCGACUCUUCGUCUUCACUAUUGUUAACUGAAUCCUCUCAGAAACCCUUUUCAUCUUCUCUGAAGAAAUCCCCAUUUCUCGGAUUCUCACCUGCCGCUACAUCCAAGCCAUUAAUUUCCGUUCUUAGAUCCCAUCGAACUACCAAACUUUCCUGUCAAAAUAAAACCGUCUCGGUCCCCGUCGACCAGCGUUGGAUGUUUGAAGACACGGGAUUCAAUGGCCCGGACGUUUGGAAUAAAACAUGGUAUCCGAAAGCUGCAGAUCAUGUUAAUACUGACAAACCGUGGUAUGUGGUAGAUGCAUCUGACAAGAUUCUUGGGAGAUUGGCAUCAACUAUUGCUAUCUAUAUUAGAGGGAAAAAUCUAGCUACCUUCACUCCUAGUGUUGACAUGGGGGCCUUUGUGAUAGUGGUCAACGCCGAGAAAGUUGCUGUGUCCGGGAAGAAGAGAACUCAAAAACUCUAUAGGAGGCACUCGGGGAGACCGGGUGGGAUGAAAGUUGAAACAUUUGAUCAGCUUCAGAAAAGAAUACCUGAAAGAAUUGUUGAGCAUGCUGUCCGUGGAAUGCUUCCGAAAGGAAGGCUUGGCCGAGCAUUAUUCAACCAUCUUAAGGUGUAUACCGGUCCAAACCAUCCUCACGAGGCGCAAAAACCUGCAGAAUUGCCGAUAAGGGACAAGAGGAUAAUGAAGCAAAACUAGUUAAUUUCAUCGUUGUCACCAAUAUCAUUUUUAUAUAUUUUUUUUUCCUUCCCGUUGUUCCUUUCGUUUGCUCCAAGGCCUUUGAUUGUAAUCGGAAUUGUUUCAGUGAGCUCCUUUAUGAAAUUCAUUUGUGUAGCCAACGAAGGUUACAUGUUGAAGGGUUCAUUAGUUUAAGAGAGAGAUGGAUUCUA
This is a messenger RNA of Olea europaea var. sylvestris, 1005 nucleotides long. Its product is annotated as 50S ribosomal protein L13, chloroplastic-like. Gene Ontology annotation, cellular component: ribosome; cytosolic large ribosomal subunit. NCBI's taxonomy places the organism in Eukaryota, Viridiplantae, Streptophyta, Magnoliopsida, Lamiales, Oleaceae. The transcript has 4 exons. The coding region runs from base 98 to 814 and encodes 238 amino acids. The record is from RefSeq and is a predicted model, not a curated record. Gene Ontology annotation, biological process: negative regulation of translation; translation. Gene Ontology annotation, molecular function: mRNA binding; structural constituent of ribosome.